Molecule: messenger RNA, 351 nt
Organism: Eublepharis macularius
Lineage: Eukaryota; Metazoa; Chordata; Lepidosauria; Squamata; Eublepharidae
Gene: PTH
Product: parathyroid hormone
Exons: 2
Coding region: 1-351 (116 amino acids)
Biological process (GO): cell-cell signaling; intracellular calcium ion homeostasis
Cellular component (GO): extracellular region
Molecular function (GO): hormone activity; parathyroid hormone receptor binding
Source: RefSeq, a predicted model, not a curated record
AUGACUUCUACCAGAGACAUGGCCAAAACAGCAAUCGUUUUAUGGACAGUCUGCUUGUUCACCUAUUCUGAUGGAAAAGCCAUGAUGAAGAGGUCUGUGAGUGAAAUGCAGAUUAUGCACAAUUUUGGGGAACACCUACAUUCUGCGGACCGGCAAAACUGGCUCCUUGAGAAACUACAGACUGUACACCAUGAUGGCCAGCCUGCUGAAGCAGCAGCAGUGGAUGCUAAGCCUCGUGAAGUCAGAAGUUGGAGACUUCUGCCUGAUCACCUACAAACGAAGAUGCAGAAGAAGACAAAGGAUUGGAACAAAGCUUAUACAGGUGUCACGUUCAAAACAAAGCCCCAGUGA